This is a messenger RNA of Clonostachys rhizophaga, 2577 nucleotides long. Lineage: Eukaryota; Fungi; Ascomycota; Sordariomycetes; Hypocreales; Bionectriaceae. The record is from the annotation of a GenBank genome assembly.
AUGAAGAAUGUUGAGGCAAAUCUGCCAGAACCAUGGCUUGCACUGACGAGAGAACAGCCGCUGCGACAGGUCUAUCCUGACCCUGAGACACGACCAGGAGCUGCCUCCACCAGGGUUGACAUUGUCGCUGUUCAUGGGUUGAACCCUCGAAGCAGGGACGAUACCGAGCACGCGUGGAACACAUGGCGGAACCGGGCCAGUGGGAGACUGUGGCUCCGUGAUGACCUCCCACAAUCCACCCCCGACGCCCGCAUCUUCAUCUAUGAGUACAACGCGACGGCAGUCUAUGGCAAGGACAAGAGCACCUUCGUUGACAAGUCGAAUGAGCUGCUAGAAGCGGUCAGGGCAGAGCGAGAUGACGAGGAAAGGCCGAUCCUGUUCUUGGCCCACAGCAUGGGCGGACUUCUCGUCAAGCAGGCUCUCAUCAACGCUGGCAUGAAUCCCAAGUACAGCAUGAUCAAGGACAUGACCAAAGGGAUCGCCUUCUUCGCUACACCGCACCACGGCGGGGACAUGACGCUGGUUGGCCUGGGCUCCGUCGCAACCAAGAUUGCACGAACGGCAGGCCUCCAGCAAGGCGAUGAUGUGCUAGAAACCUUGAAGAGUGGCAGUAUAUUCUCCGAUGUUAUGCAUGAACACUGGAGGCAUCAGAUGGCCGAGUACAAUAUCAUCUCGUUCUGGGGAGCAUUAGAUACCGUCGUUCCGGGAGAAAGCGCCAAACUAGGCAUGUCAGGCGACAGAGAGCACAUUGUCAAGCUCAACGCUGAUCAUAAGGGUGUAUGCAAGUUUGGUAGAAGCCAGGUGGAUGAGGAUAACUUGGGGAUUGUGCGCCGUAACGUUCAGGACAUUUACAAUGCCGCAUUGCAAGAAGGCGAGCAAGCCCCCUCCAUCUCCCUUGGAUUGGGUGACAGGUUGAUUGCCACUGUUCCUACACUAACAGUCCAUGAAGUAGGCAUAGGGAAUCAGGUUACCUGUCACGCAGGUACUUGGCAUGGUGUUACCACUCCGACUGAGAUGAACUCAUUGAACCUUUCAAUGUCAAUAAACGGGCUACGAGCAGCGACAGAGCAUCUGUGCUCGCUAAUUCAGACCUUCUCGGCGUCCUGGAACUCGACUAAUCGUUUGAGAGAUUGUCGACUAGAGAUAACACUAGUGGGGAUUGGAUUGCGAUCCUUUGAGCGAUACCUCCAGCGACUUGAUACAGUCGACCCUCAGCGUAAAAAGCUCAUUCAAGUUGAUGACCUCGUUAUCACACUCUCCGAUGCGAUCAUGGUAUUUUCAGAAUUCGAAGAACUCCUCCAGCGACUUAAGACGAUGAAAAAUGCUGGUGUAAGGAUAACAUGGGCUCACUACUCUAAAAUCUUCCAACAGCAUUUUGAAAGAAUCCAGCGGCUCAAGGAAUCACUUAAACUGAUGCUUACUAUAGUCGAAUGUGACACGAAUAUCGAAGCACAUGAGAACAGGCAGAGGCUUCAAGAGUUGGUCGAGACCGUCCUUAACGAGAAUCAAGCCCUGAGAUCGAAAUUGAGCCUGUUGGAGGAUCGCUUUGAUGCAAGGAGCACCUUCACCCGGGAUUUCGAUGAGAGCAGCGAAACGGCCACAAUCAGAGAUAGUGAUGCGGCGGGUCCGAUUCGAGACUCAGCCCGCUCUCUCAAUACUUCGGAUAGAGCCUCAUUCGCUUUUGAGAAGAUUCUUCAGCAGUCGUGGGUGUACAAGCGAAACGAGAGGAACGACUGCGACCAAUCAUUCAUUACCGCGACAACCGACGCUCGCUCAAGAACGUGGUCAAUAUUUUCAGGCAUAAGCAUGGCGAAUAUCUCCAUCUUGUCUGUGAUAGCAAUGCCAAUUACCCUGAUUGACAUCAAAUAUGGCCAUUACUACGAAGUAAAGUCCAGGUCAAUGGAUUCAGCCCCGACCGCUGAUGAUGAAGAGGACAUGUUAGAUCAUCCCCAGGUCUUGCCAUAUCAGCCUGAGCACCCAGAAAUACAUGUAAGCAGCCGAUUUAGCGGAUUAACAGUAGACGAAGACCGAAUAGAAGACGAGGAUAGUGAUGGGACACUGAGCGACGAGGCAAAUGACGAAGAAAUCUUUCCAUGCAAAGAUUGUGGCGAGAUAUUGGAGGAAGGAAAGGCCUAUGAGCUCGAUGGAAAUCGAUGGCAUUUGGAUUGUUUCAGGUGUAACACGUGCCAUGCCCUGCUAGAUCCCGGCUCGAACCUCUUACUUCUGGGUGACGGUUCAUUAAUAUGCUACGAAUGUGUAUAUGAAUGCAAUGCCUGCGGGAACAAGAUUGAGGAACUCGCUAUCCUAACGGGGGAUCAAGCUUAUUGCGCGACAUGUUUCCGUUGCAGGAACUGUAAGGUCCAGAUUAAGAAUCUAAGAUACGCCAGAACCUCGCUGGGGAUAUUCUGUAUAGGCUGUCACGAGACAAUAAUCAGCAAAAAGAGAAAGAAGGCUUUAGCUAAAUUAAGGAAGCAAGAGGCUGAGGAAGGGAAAGCCCUGCUUCAACGUGCUGAUCCAACAAAGGGAGAGGAGGAACAACCAGAGCCGCCACUGCCUUCAUAUGACAACUUCAUAUAG